Planococcus citri (citrus mealybug) is the source of this 2244-nucleotide messenger RNA. RefSeq lists its product as uncharacterized. Gene Ontology annotation, cellular component: nucleus. The transcript has 9 exons. The record is from RefSeq and is a predicted model, not a curated record. Bases 187 to 1662 code for a protein of 491 amino acids. NCBI's taxonomy places the organism in Eukaryota, Metazoa, Arthropoda, Insecta, Hemiptera, Pseudococcidae.
GUCGCAUUGAUGGCAGUAGAAAAAAAAUAAAUUAUAAAAAUUUGUUGGAGAACUGAUUAUUUUUAUAAUUUAUAUUUUAUAUCUGUUUUUCACUUGAUAUUUUCGUAUUACAUGAGUGGUACUUUGUUAAUUCGCGUGUGAAUUAUUUACUUUCUGUUCCUGAUUCUGAAUUCCUAGCUUUCCGCGAUGAAUUUAAUGGAGAAAUGGAAAAAAUUCUUCUGCGAUGCUGGUAUUCCAGCUUCGGAUGCUGCUACGUACGCGUAUAAAUUCGCCCAUAAUAGAAUACAAACCGAUAUGUUGACCGAUUUGAAUAAAGACUACCUGAAAGAUAUGGGCAUCACGAUUAUGGGCGAUGUUAUAGCAAUUCUUAGACAUUCCAAACAUGUCUACGAAGAGCUUCAGAAAAACGGUAAAACUGAUUUACAAGAUGACCCUAAAGAAACUCGUAAAGAUAAGGAGACUUCUGCGAAAAAUUUCAAACCCCAGUCUGAACCAGUCGCUAAAAAAGACUCGAAACCAGCUGCCAAAACUGCCCCCUUGAAUUCAUCUCAGAAAAGAAAACUCGAGCCUAGUUCAGUGGCAAAUAAAAAAGUCGCCGUUGAAAAACCAAAGAAAACGAUUCAGUCGGUUCUGAAUAACGAAAACAUAGAAGAAUGCGAAGAUUUGGGUUACGUUAUGAUCGAUACGUCCAAAAAGACCUCCCUCGCUCAGAAAUUAACCGGUGUAGAAAAGCAACUCAAAACAACGGCCGUUAAAAAAGAAGAAAAACUGCCCAGAAGGAUGGAGGAUAUUUUCAAUAUGUCCGAAGACGACGACGACGAUGAUGAUAAUGUCGAAGUUAUCAUCAAUGAUCCCAUAGUUACCCCAUUCGUUGGCUAUAAACGGUACCCUACGAAUGAUACUUCGUUCGCCAAAUUCAAAGAAAACUCGAAAUCAGCUAAUCUACAAACAGACCCUAGUAAAAGGACGGUUUUCAAAAGGCUUGGAGAAGAUAUCUCGCAACAUUCUGUCACAAGUACCACCGCUUUUGAAGAUGAAGAACAGGCCAUUACGUUGAAAAAAUUCAAGGAGGAUGCAGUCAAAACGUUACAAGAUAAAAAUUCUGUAUUCCAUCGAUUAGGACAGAAAUGCGAUGUCACAUCAACUUCAAUAGACGCUACGGAGAAAUUUUUAGAAGAGGAUAAAAAAGUAGAAAUUAAAGUAGAUUCACUGGAGACAGCGAAAACUAAAACGAAAUCUAUCACGAGAACUACCAAAGUUGCAAUCAAUAGAACGGUGAAGACAAAAGAAGAACGUAAACCACCCCCAUUGAUGGCGUCUUUUAACAUCAAACCAACAUACACGGAAGGAAUUCUAGGAAAUUCCCGUAAAGAACACAAGCUCAGUUUAAAAGAUCGUCUAGGUACAUCGAAGUCUAAAGAUAAGAGCAUUAGAAAUAGAAUAACCGACGGUGAAUUACGAACUCGAAAGUCGUUCCCGAACGACGACUACUGUAAACAAUCACGUGGACCAGUCAUCAACACUAAGAAAAAAGUUAGCUUCGGAUCGGUAUCGGAGAAAUUAAUACCGAGCAGAGAAGAAGCCAUUAAAAACGGUGAACUUAGUUUAGCAAACGAAAGGGUUAGCGUUUUUGAUAGAUUAGGAUUCAAUCGAACGUAUUAGUUUGAUACAAUGGUAAUUUUCACUUUACCGUUAAAUAUAUUAACAUUAUUUAUACCGCUUAUAGAAAAUUUGUUUUACUCGUAUGUAAUUUAUUGGGCUAAAUUAUUAGCAUUUUGAACUUCGAAGCCCCUUUCCACGUACGAAGUUAGAAAUUGUUUUAUGUUUUUUUCCUCUCGUCGUCGUCAUCAUCGUAUUGUAAAUAUUUUCAUUCAACUUAUAUAGAGAUUUAUUUUGUUGACUAAUUAUUUCUCGCUUGAGAUUUUUUUUUUGAUACAUUAAUUUAUGCAUUGUUUGCGAAGUCUAAAUUGUAAAAUACUAUUUUCGAAAAAUUGUUGAGAUUAUCUGAACGUACUGACUUAUUAAUUUCUCAUUUUUACCUCUGUAAUUUAAUGAUGAUAAAUGCGAGGAUUUUUUUUUCUCUUUUCUGAGUAGUAUUCUUUGCCGAAUACCUAAUUAUUUGAGGUAUUUUGUUCUUUCUUUGUAUUAAAAAAAAAAAAAAACGUGCUUGUGUAAUUAUUCUGACUUUAUUUUAAUCAUAUCAUCCGUAAUGUAAUUAAUGUAAUAAAUAUGUUGCAAUAUUGA